Molecule: messenger RNA, 6094 nt
Organism: Schistocerca cancellata (South American locust)
Lineage: Eukaryota; Metazoa; Arthropoda; Insecta; Orthoptera; Acrididae
Product: zinc finger CCCH domain-containing protein 10-like
Exons: 9
Coding region: 355-1959 (534 amino acids)
Molecular function (GO): metal ion binding
Source: RefSeq, a predicted model, not a curated record
AGUUUGUACCCGAGAUGCCAUUAGGUUAAUGUAAAAUGGCUGACGUUCACGAUAUCAGUUUUACUAUGUGUUUUUCUUAGUGUAUGCUGUAUUUACAAAUAUUGGAGAGCUUCGUGUGUGUAACAGUUGAGAAACUAACUAAAUGCAAAUUGUGUUUUACGGAUUUAUUAGGUUUUGGAUGCGGAUAACUGUAGAAAUCAGUUUCGUGUUGGUGAUGCGAUACCCAGCACAUGCGGGCCACGUAAUACACGGUGGCAAUCGAUUAUAGACGAGAGCAGAAGACAGCUCCAUUAGUUUGUUACCAAAACAUUAGGAGAGGAGAGGAGAGGGAGACCGGCAAAAGUGGCCGGUGGCAUGAAAUCGGAUUCAAAGUCCGACGGCGGAGGCGGCGAUAUGGGAGACAGACGAGUGAGUAUCGGCGACGACGACAGGCGCGAACGAGACAGGGACCGUGAUGCCAGGGAUCACCGUGACUCCGGCGGAGGGCUCGGCGGUCGCAGACGCGGUGAAGAUAGGGGCUCAGACGGAGAUGCAUCUGGUGGAGAGGAGAGCAGCGUGUGCCGCGAUUUCCUGCGUUCGAACUGCAGGCGCGGGCGGCGCUGCCGGUAUAUCCAUCCCGAAGGGAAGGAAGGGGAAGAAGCCGACAACGGCUCCCGUCAGUUCGUCUUCUGCCGAGACUACCAGAAUUCGACCUGCCGGCGAGCAGGUUGUCGUUUUGUGCACUGUUCGCGAGAGGACGAGGCGACGUACCGGAUGACGGGCAUGCUUCCACCGCACGUGUUGGAGGCAGCUAUCAUGCAGGGCAAGACGGGCGGCUUACCUACGCUGUCACGCCCCGGGGAGGCCCCCGUGUGCCGUGAUUAUCUUAAAGGAGAGUGUCGCCGCGGACCGCAGGCCUGCCGGUUCCGUCACCUGUCUGUGCGCGAGUACCAGGAGGAGCUGGGAUACGUGAGCCAGGUGGCGGCGGCGAGCUCUCCCGCGGCGGCCGCCAUGGUCGCGGCAGCCAUGCAGCAGCAGCAGCAGCAACAGCAGCAGCAGGCGAGCACACUGCACCACCAGGCGAGUGCCACCGGGACGGCCGCCGCCGGCAACGGGACGGCGGCAGCCGCCGCCGCGGCGGCUGCGGCCGCGGCUGCCGGGGGUGUGGGGGCGAUGCAGGGCUCGGUCGCGGCGCACCCCGGCACCGUGGCCGCCAUGUCGGCCGCGGCGGCAGCUGCCGCCGCCGCGCACCACCCCGCGCUCGCCGCUUACCACCACUUGGGGCAGCCGCCGCCCCCUCCGCCGUGGCAGGUGGGUGCUGUCGGCGAUAUCGCCAAUGGCACUGCGCAACACUACGCUGCCGUCGCACCCGAGCAGUACUUGAGGUUCGAUUUCCCGCCACCGAUGCAGCAGCCACCUCCGCCGCCGCCUUCACUGUGUGUUGGCUACGAGCCGGAGCCGAAGCGUAGCCGCAUGGACCACGCCGGCACUGCUGCUGCUGGCGGGGAGGCUGCCCGCAUUUAUGUGUUGGAGGAAGAGAAUGCCAUGCUCCACAAGAAGCUUGACGAUCUUAAAAAGCAGGUGCAGGACCUGACGGCGACGAACGAGUUCCUGCUGGACCAGAAUGCGCAGCUGCGCAUGGCGAGCAAGCGGCAGGUGGUGCCCGCGGUGAGCAUGACGAGCACCGUGCCCGGGGCAGGCCCCACUCUGCAGGACCGUUCUGUGUUGUUCCGAAUCAAGGUUCUGCUUAGCCAGCUGUGCCUGUUAGCAAACCAGGAGCAGCCCGGGGCGGGUGCACAGCCGCAGCCGCCGCCACCGCCGGGAGCCCCCGCCCCGCAGCCGCAGGCACCGCCUCCGCCCCCGCAGACACCCGCCAUGUCGAUGGCCGCUGCCGGAGCUGCGGCGAGUGCCCCGCUGGUGUCUUACCCGAUGGUGGGGCAGGACCUGCGCCCCGUGCUGCCGACUGGCCUCUCCCACUGAGGGGGUCUACUUCACACUGUGAACUAAAAUUCCGUCACGACUCUAGUGCAAUUUUUAUGUGCUGAUUUUGUGUGUUGAUUUCUUUUUGGUUAAGAAAUCUUUUCCUGAAAUUCUGAUUGGAGAUAGUCAAACCUAUGAAAUAGUUUUUCCAGUAAAUUUUGCCAAGUGUCAUUUUCCACAGAGAAAGCGAUUGGACAAAUAUUUGUACCUGGCAACAGUUAAGGUGUCCAAAACGUGUACAGUGAUAUAAUGUACGCUGCGACUUCGUACUGUGCGGUGGAUCUGACAGCGGCUCGCUCUGAGCACUAUUUGACCCUACCUUUUACGAUUGUCGUAAAGCACGUACUCUGUCUUGUAUCUGAGUUUUCUCCGUCAUAUGUACAGUUUACUUACCUAUUUCCAUUGGCUAUUCUGUGUUUUAGUCAUUUCAGUAGCUGACUCGAAGAGCUGUAGGUAGCUGUGUGAUCGACUACUGGUGUGUAUAAGUAUUUUGGUGAUUGGUCUUUUUCACGUAGAAAUCUGUUUCCUAAUUGUGAAACAACUAUUGUCAAUUAAACAGAAAAUGUAUCUUUUACUUUUAUUGAUUUUUGUAAAUACAAAUUUGGUGUGUUAUAGUUAUGGAAUGUGUAAUGUGAAACUGAAUAUUGUUACAUAAAAUCAAGUUUUUGAUUUUCCAAAUGCUGCAAAAGAUUCCACCUGCAGAAAGAAUUUCUGCUCUCGAAUUUAAAAAUUUAAUCACGUGUAACUGAAUUGGACAUCAGUCCCGUACAGCUCUGUAGUGUAAGUAAAGUAGCACGAUAGCAUAGCUUCCGAUGUGUUACUUUGAAUUUAAUUACAGGAAAAGAAUUUCUUGUUGUGAAUUGAAAUAUUGUCUCUUGAGUUAGGGAGCCUGGCACGAGAUUGUACAAGAUUGUGAAAUCUUGGAUUGUCAGAUUCGACAAUUACAAAAAAUGCGUAUUGUGUAUGGUACAAAACAUUACACAAAUUACUGUGAAAUAAUUACAGAAAAUGGAGCCAAGAGUAAGAAAGAUGACUAGAUGCUAAGCACUUGCAAAUUAACAUGUACAAAAGAAUAGAGACUACAAUGUUAUCAGUCCCUUCAUCUUUGUCUGGAAAGAGUGUGACUGAAUGGAAUGAGACUUAUGGAUACACAGUGGUCUCACAUUAGCCUUAAAAUUCUCUCUCAAUCCCAUAUGUGGCAGCAAAUCAGUCCCAGGUUCCGAUAGAUUCUGUUAUGUCCCUAUUUGAUUCUGGAGACUGUUAUUUUUCUGAAAAUUCAGAACUGCUCACAUAAUACAAGAAACACUUAUUCACUGAUUCUACCAGUAUUUCUGCAUUUGUUUUCUAGUUAUAUCACUGAUAGCGGUAUUCUGUUUACACUUAAAUUUUUCUGCUGUGUGUUGAAUGAAAAACGGAUGUGGCUUCACAUGAGUAUAUGCUCAGCUCACUUCCAGUACUGCAAAGUUCCAUUCUAUUAAGGAAGUUGCCAGUGAUUAAAAUUGGUAUUACCAAAGAUGUUUUUGAUUUUGAAGAAUGUUUCAUAUUUGUUGUAUUUGAGUCAAUAUUUUGAGAGGUCUGUUUAAAGGAAAUGGGACCAGUUCUUAACACCGGUUAAGAACUUGCUCAUUUGAAAAACGUGUGGACGUUGACAAAACGUUUACAAAUGGGAAAUUUGCUGUGCGAAGUCUUGGGCUAGGGAGACAGUUUCAGAUUGUAAGUCUGCUUGUGACAGAAGCUAUGUAACUUAGUUUGUAGGUAACAUUUUUCAUAUUAUACACAGCAGAAAACUGUUCUUUCUUUUUUAAAUUUAUUUUUAACAGUGCAUCACAAACUGUUAAUUGUUCUAAUUAAUCACACCAAAAGCAGCUUUUCAGUGGUUUAGGAUAUUUCUAUGACACGGGAAGAGUCUUUUAGGUUUUUCCCACUAAGAAAUAUCAUUAAUCUGAGUGCUUCAUCAAAAGAAAUACAUUUGUUAGUGAUGUCACUGCGAGGAAUUUUCCCAUGCUGCUGACACAGAGAACAGGGUUCCCAGAUUGGCAAUCUGGUUGGUUCAUAGCAAGAAACAUGUACGGGAUUGAACAGGAAAGACAGUAUCAAAUUGUGUGUUUGAUGGUUUGUUGCAAUUGAUCUGUUGAUAUAUUUGAAACCUUAAAGUUCUAGAGCUAUUGCUCUUAACAGAGUUGACUAUCUCUGUCACACUGUGUCUCCAUUUGCGAUUAUCAGAUGAAAGAUAGAGGAAGAGGUAUUUUGCAGUGAAAUGUAGUUGAGAGCUUUGGUGGGUUUUGUUGAAACAAAUUUUAUUUUCCUCACUGUGAAAUGAUUUUGUUGUAGAAGAAUUGUUUUAUUGAAUAGUCCUUAUAAUGUACAUAAGUUUCUACAAGCACUAAUUGUGGAGUAUAUUUUAAUUUUGUACUGAUAUUGUAUUCCAUGCGCUGUCCUCUGAAAUAUGUAUUAUGAUUUAAUUUUUGUUGAAGUUGUGUUUUUAUUUUCAUUUGUCAUACAUAAUGGUUUUUAUUGGUCUUACACGUAUUUGUACAUACAUUUUACAUUGUGGUUGACUAUAUUGCACGCGAGAGCUGUGGAAGGUGACACAGUAUUGGACACUUUACUUUCCUUUACUGUUAUUAACUGUCUGCUACAGAAUUUUGGAAUGAGUUUUUUUCUAUUUCUUAAAAGAAAGUCUCAUUUAUACAGUGUUUUUCUCAGGUGGAACUGUUCCUUUUGUGAUCCGUUUUGUGUGUAUGCCCUCCAUCAUGUCCCAGUGCUAUUUCUGGGAUCUUAAUUUGUACAGGAAUACAGAUAUAAGAUUUUUUUUUUUUUGAGAAUUCUCUUUUUGCUAGCUGUUUGAAUCAUCCAGUGUCAUAACUGUCACAUUUACACUUGGCAGUAUAUAUAGGGAUUCCAUUUGAUGCUGCAAAUAAUGUUCUGUAGCUCUGUGGUUUGGCACAGUAUAUUAUGUAAAUAAUUCUUAAUAAAAAUGAAAUUGUGGUAAAAUGAUCGGAACAUAUUUGAUGUGCAGUGCAUAUUUAUUGCUCUCUCUGCAGUAUAAUUUCCCCUCCUCUUAUAGGCAUGGUUUCAUUUAGUGCCCUCUAUGUGAUAGUUUUGUAUUGUUUCUUAGAAACUGCUAGGAAAAUUUGACAAGAGGUCAUAGAUAUAUUUUAUUGUACAUUUGUGUAUGACAAUCUCUGUAACACUUUGAAUGACUAUUAACAGAUUAACAACUGCGUGUGAUAUAACAAAAAUAUAAAUAGUAAGUAAAUGUAGAAAGUAACUGUCCAUUGAGUGUUUCAAGCACAUAUUUGGACUCUGCUGCUCUGUCUUUACUGUGUUGGUGUUGCAGAAUGUCUGAAGAAAGUAGAUACCAUUUCCAAUUAAAGUGUAAUAAGAUCUUUCAACUGUAAUCAGAUCUGGAGAAGGGUGUAUGCAGUUUCCCCAGUGUCACAUUUUUUUCAAACUCUGUGUUCACAUUAAUAAAGCUAGAAGAAAACGAAAACUGAUAAAAGAAGAUGGGGAUAGAUGUUAGGGAGGGAGGGGUGAAUAUUCAUUUGUUCUUGGUGAAAUGGAUUCUCUGUACUUGGAAAAACUGAUAGUAAUUAAGUCUGUCUGUAUUCUAAAAAAUCCAGUUUUUAAAUAUGUUGUCUAUGUAAUUUCCUGUCAUCAUUUUUAUAAAUGCUCAGUUAAAUACAAAAUGUAACAACUGUUGCUGCAAGCCCUUAGAAGUUGUGUAUCUUUUAAUUAUGCCAACACUGAUAAGCCUCUACGGUCUUCAGUUAUGACAGUUUGACUGUUAAAAUAGAGGCAUGUAAUGUGAGACAUGCCACUGGAGGCAGCUCUGUCAUUAAUCUCAACAGUUCUGUUCAGAAUACUGACAGAAGAGAGAGACUUUUCAUGUAAUAAUAUUUUGUGUGUGUGUGUGUGUGUGUGUGUGUGUGUGUGUGUGUGUGUGUGGUUUUGCAGUAUCAGGGUUCUUAAUAAGAUUAGCUUAGAAUUAUGGAAAUUUAAAGUUAAAUAUAUGACAUUCUGGGAUGUACAUGUUUUGCUUCUUUGCUUUUCUUGUCUCAUGUGUGUUAAAAAAGUAGAGAUUCAAUUAUACAUCAUUGCUGUAACCAAGUAUAAUAAACAUAAUUUUACGUUC